CCUCACGUCUUAUGGUGCUAGGCCAAAUGCGGUUUCCGCGCCGCGCUGCUGCCUUCGCUGGCCCCCCUUCACUCUUAUAUAAGAACCCAGAUCGGUAUGUAAACAACAUUGCAAGUAGGCUCUUGACAACCCCCAUUCUUCCCUCCAUGCGCCCAACAUGGUUGAAGAUACAUCUGUGCCCGAUGCCGCUGCCAUAAAGGAGCAGACGCUCAUGUACGGCGCCGAAGAUGACCUGGAUACAAAAUACCCAAACAGACCAAUCAACCUUCACAAAACACGCCCCUUCCAUACUCUGUUCACUGACUUGUUUGAUCCUCUUUUGAGCACCCAGAAGAAAGCCAGGACAACCGGCCCGCGGCGUAAAGUCGGACCAUCAGGCCAUUCCAACCUCUCACCACAUGAAGCCCGCCGACAGAUAAUAGAGAGAUAUGUCGCAGACUGGCGCAAGCAGGUUGGUGCCGAUUUCUAUCCGGCGAUGCGCCUCAUAGUACCAGAAAAAGACCGCGAUCGUGCCAUGUAUGGGUUGAAGGAGAAGGCCAUUACCAAGAUCAUUAUAAGCAUCACAAACAUCAACAAGGAUUCGGACGAUGCUAAACAAAUGCUCAAUUGGAAGCUUCCGGGCCAGCUACACCAGGCAACAAUGUCUACGGCAGGUGAUUUCGCUGGCAGAUGUUACGAAGUCUUAUCCAAGCGACCAAUGCGGUCUGAAGUCGGCUCCAUGAGCAUCGCCGAAGUCAACAACACAUUGGAUCAACUUUCCCAAGUCAGUGCGGUAGAACAGCAGACCAAAAUAUUCCAAAGAUUCUACCGACGGAUGAAUGCCGAAGAAAUGACCUGGCUGAUUCGCAUCAUUUUGCGAUACAUGAAGAUCGGUGCAACGGAGAAGACCGUCUUUGACAUUUGGCACCCGGACGCAGAGGCAUUGUUUAAUAUCUCCUCUAACCUUCGCCGCGUUUGUUGGGAGCUACAUGACCCCGAAACCCGUCUGGAAGGUGAUGAGACUGGUAUAAGCUUGAUGCAAUGCUUCCAGCCACAACUCGCAGCUUUCCAACCCAAAGUCGGCUCUUUUGAGAAGCUUGUCGCUAAGCUCCGGCCGCAGGACAACGAUGACUCUUUCUGGAUAGAGGAGAAACUGGACGGGGAACGUAUGCAGCUUCACAUGAUAGAGGAUCCAGAAGCUCCGGGGGGAAGGCUGUUUGGAUUCUGGUCUCGCAAAGCCAAAGAUUACGCUUAUCUUUACGGAAAGCAUUUCUCCGGUGAAGAAGCUGGCGCGCUCACACGGUUCAUCAAGAAUGCCUUCAGCAAAAACGUGCGCAACAUUGUCCUCGAUGGCGAGAUGAUCACCUGGGACAUGGAUAUUGACCACAUUGUUGGUUUUGGCACACUCAAAACAGCUGCGUUAUCAGAAAAGGAAAGUUCGGCCGACACAAAAACCGGACAACGGCCAUUAUUUCGGGUUUUCGACUGCUUGUAUCUUAAUGACACCUUGUUGACGCCAUAUACUCUACGAGAUCGCCGCAAGGCUCUCGAAAGCGCUGUCAAAGGCGUUCACCGCCGCCUGGAAAUUCACCCCUAUCUCGAAGUUCGUUCAUACGUCGAGAUUGAACCAGAGCUACGCAAAGUGGUGGAAAACUCUUCGGAAGGAUUGGUCCUAAAAAACCCACGGUCAAUGUACCGACUCAACGAUCGUAAUAACGAUUGGAUCAAAGUCAAACCGGAAUACAUGUCCGAAUUUGGCGAGUCGUUGGAUUGUGUUGUAAUCGGAGGUUACUUUGGCUCCGGUCACCGUGGUGGAGUUCAUUCCUCCUUCCUUUGCGGAUUGCUCAUCAACAAAGAGGCCCAGGAAGGCGAUCCAGGCUACGGAAAGUGUUGGUCUCUUUUCAAAGUCGGUGGCGGUCUCACUCGAGAUGACUAUGCCGCAAUUCGUGGUCGGACUGAAGGGAAGUGGACGGACUGGGAUGCCCGACGGCCACCACCCCUGAUCGAACUAGGAGGCCACAAAGAUAACCGUCAGCAUGAGAGGCCGGAUCAAUGGAUCCACCCAAGUGAUUCUGUGGUGCUGGAAUGCAAAGCUGCCAGCGUAGAGGGGAGCGAUAGGUUCCGAAUGGGCUUUACGCUCCGCUUCCCACGCUUCAAGAAGCUCCGUACCGACAAGAAAUGGAACCAAGCCCUUUCCUAUGAUGAGUUUCUAGAGCUUCGCAACACUGUUGAACGGGAACAAGACGAGAAAGAAAAGGAGUUUAAAAUCGAGCAGUCUAGGCGCAAAAAAGCUCGCACCGAGAAAAAACCUUUGGUUGUUGCAGGCAAUGACGACUUUACUACACCUUACGCAGGGCCUAACACGAAGAUCUUGGAAGGAUUGAAUUUCUACAUCAUGACGGACCAAGUCUACCCAGUCAAAAAAUCCAAAGCCGAGCUCGAAGCGCUCGUCAAAGCCAACGGUGGCAAGAUUGUUCAGCGCGACAGUAUCAAUGACAAAAAGCUCAUCAUCGUUGCCGAUAAGCGACUAGUCAAGGUCUCUUCACUACAAAAACGCAACGUGUACAACAUCGUCAAGCCCAUCUGGUUACAUGACUGCAUACGUCAAAACGAAAUCGACGCUUCGACACGCUAUCUGCUUCCUUUUGAAGCGAACCGUCACAUGUUCCAUCUCCUUGAGGCAGAUGAAGAAAGUUACGAAAACAAUGUUGAUGAUAAUGGCGACUCAUUUGAGCGGGACAUUGCGGACAUUGAGGAAAUGAAAGCGAUACUCAACGCCAUGACGAACAAAUUCGAAGAGGUCUUUGACGAUGGUCUGUUUCUCGAUCAGCUGGACGACCACGACAAAUCUAUAGGUCAUUUGCGGAAUUACAUGUUCCACAACAUGAAGGUUGCUGUUCUCAGGAGCGACGAUGAGGAAGCGGAGAGCAGAUUGCAAAUGGUCAGGAACUACAUACAGUUUGGGAACGGGGAGAUUACGGAUAGGGUGGAUCAAGAGGGUGUCACCCAUAUUGUGUGCUUGGACGAAAAGAGUGGAGCGAUGGCAAAGGGCAAAAGCAGGGUUUCGGGGCUGGCGCGAGUAGUGGGUGCGGCGUGGGUGGAAAAGUGCUGGGAAGAAGGAACGAGGGUUGACGAGGAGAGAUUCCAAUGGGGGUGA
Periconia digitata is the source of this 3136-nucleotide messenger RNA. NCBI's taxonomy places the organism in Eukaryota, Fungi, Ascomycota, Dothideomycetes, Pleosporales, Periconiaceae. The record is from the annotation of a GenBank genome assembly.